UAAUGCUCCUCGUGAGUCAACAUGGCGGUAAAUGUGGGACACAGACAUUAUUUCAACAAAAGCUGUGUUUUUUUAGUGGUUUAUUGAGGAUUACAGGUGAAAUUUUGGAAGCAAUACAACAGGCCUGAAACUCCUAGAACAUAAUUAGACAUGGCAUCUCAAGUUUGAAGACACAGGGAGAGGUCCUGAAACCGGUUUGGCCAUAAGUGCAUUCGGUGCAGAACAAUCAAGGAGGCAGCAGCCAUUCCUAUUCCACUAGCUCAUCUUUGUCAUCUAAGGGUGUCCACGGCUGCAUUGCCUGUCAGGGGAAGCUGUUCAUCCAGGGACAUUGGGUGCACCAUUCGCUGCAGGGACGAUUAAGAAAUUAAGUGAGUCAUCCCUAUAGCUCCCAGCCCCUGCCACAAUGAGUGCAGCAAAGAUGGUGGCGGAUUCCACGCAGAACGACCAUCUUGAGGAGAGGUCGGGGAGAAAGCGUCGCAAAGUCGUGCCGAAGAAGAAGGUGAAGAAGAGGAAGGAGACCGGAAAGAAGCGACGGAGGUCAACGUCUGAUGAGGAGUACGACAGCAGCGACCUUGACCUUGACCGGGAGAUUCUACCACUGGGUCACUACGUGAAGGACCGGGAUGCCUUGCUGGGUCAGAUGUUUCAUUGCGUGCAUGGAGCGAGCCUAAAGAGAAACCUACCCGACGUGCUCAAGGAGCUGCCAUUGGAUGACCUGAAGAAGCGAUGCUUGGAGCAGCUGGAGGUCAUGUCAAAGAAAAGGAUUCACAGGAUUAUUGCAGGAGACGACCCUGCUGGCAUAUCAUCGUCAGGCACAGAAGAUGAGACUUCGGAGGAGGAACUGGACCAAGAUCUUGAGGAUGGGGAUUUCAAUGAGGCUGGUCCUGUAGCUGAUGACAGUACCCUGCAGGACACUGGGGUUGGGGCAGUAUCUUCAGCGGUAGGCAGUGAGGCUGGAUCCUCGGGGAUGGGGACAGACUCAGAGGGGGAGGAGGAGCAGCAAGCUGACUCUACAUCCCUGUACGACCACAAGCUGGAAGACACAGACAGAGAGUGGGAGGAGGAUAGUGCGGCGAGCCAGUCUGACCAGCAUUGUGUGGACUCUGACAACAAUGAUCGGGAGGAGGAUGAUAUGGAACGAGACUAUGAUGAUGGAGCUAGCUCUCAGGAAGUGGAUCCAGACAAUGAUGAUGAAUAUUCCAGAGACUCCAAGACUUCAGUAGAUAUUUUUGAGACAGAAAGUAAACAUGCAGAACAUGCAAAACCAAAACGAAAGAAGGAAAAAAGGAUAAGAGUGAGAACUGUUGAGGAAAUGGAGGAAGGGGAAUUGGGUGAUAGUGAAUAUGACACUGACUCCGAAAGUGGAAGUGAUCUUGAAAAAGAAAAAGUUGACUCCGGAACAAAAGUAUGCAUAAAAGAUGCUGAAAAAGAAAAGAAUGUGACUGAGUUGAAAGAAAGAAUUAUUGAUCCUGAAGGAGCUAAAAGUGGGGUAGAGUUAAAAGAACUCUCUAAUGAUGUUGAAGGGGUAAAGAUCGAGUCAGAACAGAUAAUUAGCAGUAGUAGCGCAGAUGAGAUAAAAGCUGGGACCAAGCUGAAAGAAAGGACUGAGGAUGCAGAAAAAGCUGAGUGUGAAACUGAGGUAAAAGAUAGAACAAAUGCUCUUGUUAAAACUGGAGCUGGGACUAUAAUUGAAGACAUUGCAGGUAACAAAUCUGACAAUAAUGUUCAAGAGAAAUCAAAUUUACCUGGGACUCAAGCAGCACAAGGUAAUAAUGUUGAUGAAAGAUGGAAUGGUGUUGAAAGUGUUGUUACAGCUUUGGUUCAGAGUAAAUGUAAGGAUAAAGAGCCCAACCUAUCAACUGAAAAAGAUCUAGCAAAGGAGAAAUCAGAAAGUAUUCACUCCCAAGAAACUAAGAAAAUUGAUCUCGUUGAAGUUAUAAUCAAAAACAGUAAAGAUACUAAAGACAGGGAUGAUAAGGAAGUUGUAGAGGGAAAAAUCCAACAAUGUGUUAAAAUAUGUGUGAAUGAGUCUGAAAAUAAUGAAUUAGAAGCAGUAAACUUGACUGCAAAAAGCAUUACAGAUAGAAAAGAAAGUAUUGAUACUCUGGCACAGGAAGUGUCUGAUACCAGCAGCAACCAUGAUGAAGGAAAAUUAGACAAAGCAGGAAACACAUUGAAUAAAGAAGAUGCUUCGGAAAGGAAGCAUGGGAAAAAUACAGAUGCUGGUAAGAAAGAAAGUCUAGAGAUUAUAACUGUGAGAGUAGGAGACAAAAGAGAAGUUCAAUUAGGUCAGACACAUGAUGGUAAAGGGAAAAGGAAAGUUACAGUUGUAGAUGAAUCCAAAGGUGAAAAUAUAAAAAGAAAACGAAAAGUUGAAGUGGUUAAGGAAACUGAACAACCUGAAACUUUAGUUGAGAAGAAAGUUUUGAAAGUUAAGAAAAGCAUUUCUAAAGACAUACCAGACAAUAUUGAAAUAGAGACAAAAGUUGAAAUCAAGAAGUGCAUGGCAGGAACUUCUGCCCAGGGCACAGCUAGUGCAAAAUCAUCAGAUGAAGGUUCUGAUUCGCACAGUCAUGAUUCCACCGAUAGUAACAGCAGUGGACCGGAUGCUGCUGACACCUCCAUAUCUGACCAGAUUGUGAAAGAGGUGAAACAAGCCCAGAAGGUGCAGAAGACACAACGGAGGAUAGUGAAACCUCCAAGUCAGGCUGUAGCUCCAGCACUGACCAAAAACCAAAUGGAACUGUUGGAAUUGGAAAUGAGAGCUAGGGCAAUCAAGGCCAUGCUUAAAAAGUCUGCUAAGUAAAAUACUGUACUGUUGGCAGUCUGACUAGCUAAUACAUCUAUUGUGUGUAGAACACAGUAACAAAUAUUCCACAAAACUUCUUUUUCAUCUGAUAUGAUGUACAUUUUUUGACAAGCCAUUUUUGCAGUCUGCAAAUAAAACUUCUAAAAUUA
Mya arenaria is the source of this 2958-nucleotide messenger RNA. Its product is annotated as probable serine/threonine-protein kinase kinX. The coding region runs from base 404 to 2806 and encodes 800 amino acids. The transcript has 11 exons. The record is from RefSeq and is a predicted model, not a curated record. Lineage: Eukaryota; Metazoa; Mollusca; Bivalvia; Myida; Myidae.